This is a messenger RNA of Parathielavia appendiculata, 1135 nucleotides long. RefSeq lists its product as uncharacterized. The transcript has a single exon. NCBI's taxonomy places the organism in Eukaryota, Fungi, Ascomycota, Sordariomycetes, Sordariales, Chaetomiaceae. The record is from RefSeq and is a predicted model, not a curated record. Bases 147 to 767 code for a protein of 206 amino acids.
GAGAUGCUCCUUCUGGGUCUGUACGGAUGCGGAGCCAGGGUGGACAGCGUCAAGUGACCGUUAUUGGCGGACUUUGAGCAGACAAAUUUCUCCAGGCCUGGAGGAAUUGUGGAGAAUAUGCGGGGUACCUUGCUGCCCACACUCCCAUGGCAUUUUCCACCCAUCCAUGCACUCCAGCUCUCCAGAAAUCCACUUUUGGACCGUCCACAUGCAACGGCCGGCCAGGCCCGCCACGACGGAAUAACGAUCUGAGACCUCGCCUGGUCUUCACCUCUUGCCGAUGCCAUUGGCCAUCACGGCCAUGGGAACGCUGUGUGCUUUUCAAACUCUUUUGGAAAAGAAAAAGCGCAACGGGCAUAGAAUCCCAUCGUGAAAGGCAUCCGACAAGCCGAAACAACUCAACCCACCCCGAUUUCAAGCUGAACCGGCGAGGCGGCGUAGACUGCAGCCCGCUUGGGAAUGCUUGUCAAAUCGACUCCACUUCUAGUUAUUCCAUUGUCGAACCCGUCCCGCGGUUCCCAUCCCCUUGCUCGAUGAUCACGCCUAUACGGAUAGUCCGACGAGUCUCCCCGCCGCGCCUUGCACCAUCUGAUGAAUCGCCAUCCUCCUCUGUUCGCAACACUUUGAGGAAACGUCCAGUCUUCGGCCGAAUUUCAAUUCGGCUUGGCGCAACAACCAGGGGCGGUACCCGCUAUCUGCUGCCUACCCUACUUAGCUACCAACCGUCCAUCCGCGUGCCUGGUAGCACUGCACUUGCUACCUUCUGAUUCCCGGGAAUCUGUUACUCCAAAGCCAUGAUACGGCGUGCCCCGGUGUGGUGAUAUACCCGCUGUUAUCGCCGGGUCUUCGCUUGCUCUCUCUUGUUGGCCCGCUCCGUUUCGCCAUCCUUCUUUCUCCGGCUGCGCGUUCCCGGCUGUUUUGUGAGGCUCUGAUGCCGGGAUCAUUCGCCAAUAAGCCUUGCUGAAGGGCGUUGUGCCUUCAUAGCUGCAUUUUCGACCACUUCAAACUAUCUCGGUCGUUUCGCCUCCUGGCCUGAUCAACGAUAACGUGUAUCACGUUCUCACCCAUCCCAACGUCGCUCUGGCUCCGGACUGGACUCCCGCCACACUUCUGUAGCCAGGCCGAAGUACGCGGC